This is a messenger RNA of Hipposideros armiger (great roundleaf bat), 2119 nucleotides long. It is a transcript of the gene EPOP, whose product is annotated as elongin BC and polycomb repressive complex 2 associated protein. Bases 442 to 1584 code for a protein of 380 amino acids. The transcript has a single exon. Lineage: Eukaryota; Metazoa; Chordata; Mammalia; Chiroptera; Hipposideridae. The record is from RefSeq and is a predicted model, not a curated record. Gene Ontology annotation, biological process: neuron fate commitment.
GAGCCAGCGGGGAAGAAAGAAGCCGAGCUGGCGGAAGGCGCCCUCCCCGCCGCCUGGGCCCGGGCACCGGGUGCCGGGCGCGGGGUCCUUCCCGCCUCCCGCGGUCGCCGGUCGCUUUGUUUCCCCCGCCUCUGCGCUCCGGGCUACUCGAGAGGGGCUCCCGCCGGGGCUGCACAGGGAACGCGGCGGCAGGAAGGGCGGCCGACCGCGCCGGGGACUCUCAGGGACCCAGGAGUCCGGCCGCCGAGAGGGCCGCGUGACGAGAUCCAGGAGGGAUCCAGAGCUUUGCCGCCCAGGGGUGCGGGCCGGGGGCGUCCGUGAGCAGAGACCUCCCCGUCGAGGGGGGGCGAUGUUCCCCUCGCCCGUGGGCUCUUCGGGCAGCCAGGGCAGCCCGCCGCUGGGACCAGCGCCCCCUCAGUGGGCAACCCCCCAGGCCAUUCCAUGGAGACUCUGUGCCAGGCUCCCCGCCUCGCAGUGCCAGCGUCCCCGCGAGGGUCGCCCUGCUCACCCACGCCCCUGAAGCCGCGUCGGGGGACCCAGGAGUUCUCUCCGCUGUGCCUGCGUGCCCUUGCCUUCUGCGCCCUUGCCAAACCCCGAGCGUCCUCUCUGGGCCUGGGGCCUGGGGAGCCGGCGCCGCGGGCCCCGGUGCUGCUGGGCCCUCGCGCCCCCCUGUGCACAGGCGCCUGGGCCCCGGAUGGCCUGAAGCACCUCACGGGACAGGCCGGACGGUCCAGCGAUCCGAGCUCCCCAGCCGGCCAGGAUGCCGACGCCGCCGUGUGCCCCGGCCGCGGCGAGGAGGAAGAGGGCGGAGGCUGUUUCCCGCACUUCGGCGCUCGCUCCAGCGGACCUCCGGGCCGCUGCCCGGCGCCUCGGAGCCCUCGGGAAUCUCCGACCAGCUCCGCCGCGACUUCGCCUAGGCCAGUCCCGGGUCUCGAGUCCCAGCCUGGCCCCGCCGCCGCCAGCCCGCUUCGGGAGCCCGAUUCCCGGCCUCCGCCGCCACCUGCGGGCCUCUCCUUCGAGCCCGCGGGGUCCGAGGCUGCGCCGGAGCCGCCCCUGCCAGGCCAGACGACUGCAGUCGAUGGAACACCCUCGCAGGCCGCCCCUGAGGCACCCGCCACUAGCCCCUCGACGGCCAGUGGAGCUCCGGCCGCGCCCGGCGAUCUCCGCCAGGAACAUUUCGAUCGUCUGAUCCGCAGGUCAAAACUUUGGUGUUAUGCUAAGGGCUUCGCCCUCGACACUCCAAGUUUACGCCGGGGGCCGGAGCGGCCGCUAGCAAAAGGGCCCGCCCGGGGAGCCGCCAAGAAACGCCGGCGCCCCGCGCCCCCCCACCGCAGCGCGCAGCCCCGCCGCCCUGCGCCGACGCUGCCCACCACCAGCACCUUCAGCCUCCUCGACUGCUUCCCCUGCCCCCCGGCCCUUGUGGUGGGCGAGGACGGAGACUUAGGGCCGGCAUCUUCGCUUCGCCUCCAUGGAGACUCUAAGCCCCCGCCUGCCCACCCGCUGUGGAGGUGGCAGAUGGGGGGUCCUGCUGUCCCUGAGCCCCCCGGCGUCAAAUUCUGGGGGAUCAACCUGGAAGAAUUCUGAGUGCGAGACCUCUUUUGCCAAGAGGGAAAAGUUGGGGCCACAGCCAAACUGCGGACUCUAGGAUAGAGCCUGGUUUCUCACAUUUGCCUCACCCCUUCAUGUUUUAUGGGCUGUGGUCCGCGGGACCUCAAAUGACAGUGAUCGUCAAGCACCUAACUGAUUGGGGUGACACCCCCCUCCCCCUCAUCCUUUGGAGACGAACUAAGGGCUGGAGUCUGGAGAAGGCUUAACGGAAAAAGGCUUAAUGACAGAGAUUCCAGUCCCUCCCCUCUUCCAUCUCGGAUCUCUGGGGGCAGGGCCUUCACCCCAGGGGGAGCAAAGGAGGCUACCGCUCAAAGACAAGGAAAAAAAAGAGGGAGAGAGACCUUGGUGAUGGACAAACCGGUUGUUUCUGUGGGCGAGCCUGGGGGUGAGGGGGCUGUGGAGGGGGUGGGGAGGUGAUUGGCAGCUCCCUGGGGGCAUCCCCACCCCCACCAUCUAUGUCUUUAACCCUUCACUCCCCUCAGGGCUUCCCCAGCACUCCUAGCACCAAGGA